Molecule: messenger RNA, 5239 nt
Organism: Mesocricetus auratus (golden hamster)
Lineage: Eukaryota; Metazoa; Chordata; Mammalia; Rodentia; Cricetidae
Gene: Lzts1
Product: leucine zipper tumor suppressor 1
Exons: 4
Coding region: 369-2174 (601 amino acids)
Biological process (GO): regulation of synaptic plasticity; regulation of dendrite morphogenesis
Cellular component (GO): dendritic spine
Source: RefSeq, a predicted model, not a curated record
UGGGGACCCGGCGCAGAGGCCAGCGCGCCCGAGCAAGCUGGCGGGAGCGGGGUGGCUCCGACAGGGUUCCAGUCCGAAAGUUUCUCUGCCCUUCCGCUGCUCCCGGGAGCGGGACUUGAGCACUGGGUCCAGCAGCUCUACAAGAAAAAGAGACAGGGACACCAGACAAAAUACACCAAAAAAUCAAAAUCUGCAGCCAUUUGCAGCUAGUCCCGAGGUGCAGGAGGACAGGCAGGUCCAUGGCUCUCCCAUGCUCUGAGAGGAUUUUGCUCUGACCGUAGUCCCCUGGCUGAGCCAGGACUACAUUUUGCUGCUACCGUGUCACCAGGCCCCUGUAGUAGCCCACAGUCCCUUGGCCACGUGUCACCAUGGGCAGUGUCAGCAGCCUCAUCUCAGGCCACAGCUUCCACAGCAAGCAUUGCCGGGCCUCGCAGUACAAGCUUCGCAAAUCCUCGCACCUCAAGAAGCUCAACCGGUACUCGGAUGGGCUGCUGAAAUUUGGCUUCUCCCAGGACUCAGGGCGUGGCAAGUCCAGCUCCAAAAUGGGAAAAAGCGAAGACUUCUUCUACAUCAAGGUCAGCCAGAAGGCCCGAGGCUCCCACCGCCCAGACUACACGGCCCUAUCCAGUGGGGACAUGGGGGGGCAGGCUGGGGUCGAUUUUGACCCAGCCACCCCACCUAAACUCAUGCCCUUCUCCAAUCAGCUGGAAAUGAGCUCUGACAAGGGGCCAGUGAGGCCCACUGCCUUCAAGCCCGUGCUGCCACGGUCAGGAGCUAUUCUCCACUCUUCACCCGAGAGUGCCAGCCACCAGCUUCACCCCAUGCCUGCGGACAAACCCAAGGAGCAGGAGCUGAAGCCAGGCCUGUGCUCAGGGGCACUGUCUGACUCAGGCCGGAACUCCAUGUCCAGUCUGCCCACACACAGCACCACCAGCAGCUACCAGCUGGAUCCUCUGGUCACCCCCGUGGGGCCUACCAGCCGCUUUGGGGGCUCAGCCCACAACAUCACACAAGGCAUCAUCCUUCAGGACAGUAAUAUGAUGAGCCUAAAGGCUCUGUCAUUCUCUGACGGGGGCAGCAAGCUGGCUCACCCAGGCAAGGCAGACAAGGGCUCCUCUUGCGUGCGGUCCCCACUCUCCACGGACGAGGGCACCAUCCAGGAGCUGGAGCAGAAGCUGCUGCAGCGGGAGAGUGCGCUGCAGAAACUGCAGCGCAGUUUCGAUGAGAAGGAGUUUGUCUCCGGGCAGACCUUUGAGGAGCGGCCGAGGCGUACCAGGGACGAACCGGAGUGCCUGGAACCUAAGAGCAAGCUGAAGCCAGCCUCUCAGAAGAGCCAGCGCGCCCAGCAGGUUCUCCAGCUGCAGGUGUUACAGCUGCAGCAGGAGAAACGGCAGCUUCGGCAGGAGCUCGAGAGCCUCAUGAAGGAGCAGGACCUGCUGGAGACCAAGCUGAGGUCCUACGAGCGGGAGAAGACCAACUUUGUCCCUGCACUGGAGGAGACCCAGUGGGAGGUGUGCCAGAAGUCAGGCGAGAUCUCUCUUCUGAAGCAGCAGCUCAAAGAGUCCCAGAUAGAGGUGAACACCAAGGCCAGCGAGAUCCUCAGUCUGAAGGCACAGCUGAAGGACAUCCGGGGCAAGCUGGAGGGCAUGGAGUUGAAGACGCAGGACUUGGAGGGUGCCCUGCGCACCAAGGGGCUGGAGCUGGAGGUCUGUGAGAACGAAUUGCAGCGCAAGAAGAACGAGGCGGAGCUGCUGCGAGAGAAGGUGAACAUUUUGGAGCUGGAGCUGCUGGAGCUGCGGGCCCAGGCUGCCCUGCAGCGAGAAGCCGCAUCUCUGGGGCCCCUGGGGAUUGGGCCUACCUUCUCAGAGGACAUCCCUGCCCUGCAGCGGGAGCUGGAGCGGCUGCGGGCUGAGCUGAAGGAGGAGAGGCAAGGCCACGACCAGAUGUCCUCGGGCUUCCAGCACGAGCGGUUGGUGUGGAAGGAAGAGAAGGAGAAAGUCAUUCAGUACCAAAAGCAGCUGCAACAGAGCUAUUUGGCCAUGUACCAGCGCAACCAGCGUCUAGAGAAGGCACUGCAGCAGCUGGCCCGCGGGGACAGUGCCAUGGAGCCCUUUGAAAUUGACCUGGAGGGAGCCGACAUUCCCUAUGAGGACAUCAUAGCCACUGAGAUCUGAGGGACUGCCGAGGGGACGGAGGGUUGGGAACUGGACCCCAGGAGGCAGGGCGUGCUGAGCCUGUUCCAAGAGAGAAGUGAGCUCUGGCGCCCAGACUCAGGGGUCUCCAGUGGUGGGUAGGGGUCACCACACAGCCUUUCCUCCCCUCUUGCCUUUUUCAGUCUAACUACCCUGCUGCUGAUUGGACCUCGAUCUCUGAACCCCGAACUCUCCUGGAGAUGUGUUCAGGGAGCUCCAUGGACUGGUUGAUGUUUCUCUCAACUUUGGUCUCAUUCAAAGUAGUGAGAAAGGCGCCCCAGCAGGGAGUGGGGCAACUACCGUACAGGCCAAGUGGCCACCCAAGGACAGAAACAUCUUCCCUGUCAUCCCCGACUCCCUGCUAUCCCCUAGGCAUAUUGGGAUGCCUUGAGAUAAAAAGAAGCCAUGCGUAACCAGAAGCCUUGGACACUCUUUGCUGCAGCCUGUUCUUUUCUGAUUGUGGAGGUGGAGGGGUGGGGUUGCCAGCAAGUCAUGGGAGGAAGGGGGUUGGGUGGACAGUCCUGCAUUACAGAAUUGUCACAGGUCUCCCAGAGGUCAGAGUAAGAGGUGAAGGGAGAGAUUCGUGGCAGACACUGGGAUCCAGAGUCUAAAAUGAGCUGCACAACCCCUUUACCCUCAGCGGUCACCCUUUUUAAAGCCAUAAACAUUGGGGUCCCCAGUGGGAUGCAUGGAAAUGAUAAGAGUCAUAGCUUCCCAGCUGCUCCUGGGGAGCCUCCUACUUGGUCCAGCCAAGGCCAAGACUCCAGGGGCUUCCCUGAAUGGUUCGGUUGGCCAGCAGCCAAUAUGGACUGUUCCCCUCCCCGCCACCCCUAAUGUCAGACUCUUGCUUGGAUCCAGAAUAACCCAUCCACUUAGAUAGCGUGGAGCCGGGCACUAGCCUCCCUUGCCUGUAGCCCUAGCCAGCAGCAUCUCUUCCCCUAUAGCAUCUUCAGAGCUAUGUUACGACUUUUCGUAGAUUGGGAAGGGUCACCAAUGCCGAGUGGGUUGCAGUCCCAGGUGUGGGGUAUGAUACAGGGUACAUACACAGCCCCCCCCCCUCGUGGAGCCCCAAGCUGCAGAGAGUCAGUCUAGAGAACAGCACGUGACCAUGUGGGACUUGUCUUUUGAAGAUAUCCAGUGCUAGGGGCAGAGGGAAGUACAGUUGCUUGGUUCAAGGAAUUGUCUUCUGCUCUUCCCGCCCCCUCCCAUUCUGUAGUUCCAAAGCAAGCCAGAUUAAGCAGGCAGCCAGGCUGCUCCAUAUUCUAUUUUUGACUCUUACCACAGCUGUUGUCGGUAGGACACCCAGCCCUUGCUAGAUUCCUGAGCCAUGUGCUUGCCUGGUGGGCGGGACCCAGGGAAUAGGAGAUAUAAGGGAGGGUCUAGGUGCUUGGCAGGCUGGGAACUAACCAUAGUUCUAGCACCUUCCUAAUGCUGGCCCCUAGAGUCCCUGGGUGGACCCCAUCCCCAUUGAUGCUGUCUUUCCAUGAGCUUUCUUCCCUUCCUAGUGUCUGUAGGCUAGGUGCCACCCAUGUAGAUGGCUCUGCUGUCUGAUCCCGGGGUUAGGCUUGGCCUCUCCUGCUGACUCCUGAUCUACCAUUGCCCAUAGUCACACAUUCAAUUUAAACCUGGAAUUUACAGACCAAAGAUGACAUUCCCCCACUUGUAGGGUCAUACCCUCCACUGGGCACCAUUCACAGCCCAGUUUUUUUUUUUAGAUUUAUUUAUUUAUUACAUAUACAGUGUUCUGUCUACAUGCCAGAAGAGGGCACCAGAUUGAAAUGUAGAUGGUUGUGAGCCACCAUGUGGUUUCUGGGAAUUGAACUCAGGACCUCUGGAAGAGCAGACAGUGCUCUUAACCACUGAGCCAUCUCUCCAGCCCUACAGCCCAGUUUUAAAAAAAAAUUGAUGGCCCUCAGUCCUUUGUUCUCUACCAGUCCGUGCCUUGUUUGAGUCCUUCUUCCCACUGAGACCGUCCAAUGGGGGGGGAGAGGGGCAAGACUGGUGUUAGCUGCCCCUCCCUAGACUGGAGGAUUCCACCUCCUGGAAGAGCAGCCAGGAGCCCAGUGCUGUGCCGUGGGGGUCCUUGUCUACAAAGAAGCGGAUGCCAUGCCUGGAGCAGGCGCACAGGCACCAAGCGUGCCCUCCGUGUCUGUGUCCGGUGCCUUCCACUCCCAGGGAGUUCUGCCCGCAUCACUGCCCAGUCCGGUGCCGCAGGUCAUCUCUGAGAUCUCUGUCUGGGACUUGUCCAACAACCAACCAAGGUGGGCAGAACUAACAGCCCCAGACCCCAGGGUAACUCCAGGAUGCAACUGUGCUGUAACCCAAUAACCUUGCCUUCUUGUGGGCUCUCCUUGCCUCUGUCCUAAAGUCUUCUCACUCUCUGUGGUCUAUACCCAUGUUGGAAGGCUCAGAUUGAACAGCCCUUGGGAUGCGUAGGUUCAGGGCAGACAAGUUGCCUGCCAUGGUUUGUCUCUCAGAACCGUGUUGUUCCCCAGAGGUGUCUGGUCUGGGAGUGCUGCUGUUCUCCCAAGGAAGAAAACCACCCCUCAAGAAGAGCCCACCUCAGGUGUUGCAAGGCCCAGCACCUUCUUGCUCAGUUCUGUUCUCGUCAGGUGCCCUUGAGCUUCAGCAGGGGACCAUUUGGAGGACUGGCUGUCUCUCCUCUAGGAUGCUUGUUGACCCUCUUGUCCUGGCUCCAGCCUGGCUGUGUCUCCCGAGAGAGAGAUGCCCGAGGGAAAGCCGAGCUGGACCAGAGGUUUCCUUAGGACCCGAGCUCUCCUCAGAUGCCACAUAAGAGACCAUAGCACCUCUCAGUGGCACCUGCUUCCCCCCUUGACGGCUCUGGAGCCCUUGGCAGAGGCUGGCUUCUGAGGGAUUGGCAUUUUGAAGACUGUGUACAUAGUUAUUUUUCUCUCCCUUGUUUGUGGUUUGCUUUGCUCUUGAUGGCUUCAUCUUGUUUUAUUUUUGAAAUUCUUUGUUGGCUCUGUAAACUAUUUCUGGUAAUUUUAUGUUUUUAUUUAUGAAUAAAGAAUGCCAUUUCUCAUGUC